Molecule: messenger RNA, 906 nt
Organism: Cylicostephanus goldi
Lineage: Eukaryota; Metazoa; Nematoda; Chromadorea; Rhabditida; Strongylidae
Source: the annotation of a GenBank genome assembly
AUGUCGUUUGCAAGAUCUCGCUUGUUUUGUUGUAUUUUCACUUACGUGUAUUUGAAGAUGUCGUCCAAACGAAAAGUAUUGUUGAUGGGCAAGAGCGGAUCGGGAAAGACCAGCAUGCGUUCAAUUAUAUUUGCGAACUAUAUCGCCCGUGACACAUCUAGAUUAGGGCCAACAAUGGAAGUGGAGCAUGCACAUGUUCGAUUUCUCGGAAACCUUGUUUUACAUUUGUGGGAUUGCGGUGGACAGGAAACGUUUAUGAAUAAUUAUUUGUCUUCACAGAAAGAUCAGAUUUUUAAGAACGUUCAGGUUUUGAUCUAUGUGUUCGAUGUGGAAAGUAGAGAGUUUGAGAAAGACCUCGGCUAUUAUCAGUCUUGCCUCGAAGCCCUCUUACACAAUUCUCCCAAUGCGCAGGUGUUCUGCUUAAUUCACAAAAUGGACCUUAUUGAAGUUGAUCAUCGAGACAAGACAUUUGAAGAUCGCGCCGCCCUUGUUUUGAAGUUCAGCGAGCUGGCGGCAGGUGCAGACCGUGCGAAUGCCGUUUGCCAAUGUUUCCGCAGUAGCAUAUGGGAUGAGACUUUAUAUAAGGCAUGGUCGGCAAUAGUGUAUAAGCUAAUACCCAAUGUAAGCAUUAUGGAACAGAAGCUGAAACAAUUUGCUGAGAUACUUGAUGCUGACGAGGUGAUGCUAUUUGAAAGAGCAACUUUUCUUGUGAUCGCUCAUGCAGAGAUGACUGAACAUCGCGAUAUGCAUCGAUUUGAGAAAGUUUCAAACAUAAUCAAGCAGUUCAAACUGAGUUGCAGUAAAAUGGGCUCUCAGUUUGAAUACAUGCAUGUGAGGAAUAGCCACUUUGCUGCUUUUAUCGACGCCUUUACACCGAAUACGUUUAUUAUGGUUGUACUUGCCGAU